UGCUUCUGACCCUUUUGUUUAUUUAUUUAAAUUUGUAAUUUUUCUUUUUAGUCUCUGUUCCGUUGAAACAUUUCAGGUGAAAAGUUGAGAAAUUUUUCAUGUGGAUGCUAUGCUGUCUGAUGAUUAUCAUAGAAUGAUCAAAUUGGGUAGAACCCAUAUAGCUUUUUUGUUAUUGGGUUUAACAGAAAAUUAUGAAAUAGUUGAAUUACUAGAGGUAAAUUUAUCUGUGCUUCUCCGAUUUCUCAGCAACCAAAGGGAGCUUUGGAUACUUUUAUUUAUGUUCCAUUUGGUUUCUGGGAAAAUUGAAGAAUCUGAAAGAAAUUGAAGUGUUGGUGCCUUUAAACCGCACGUAAGGGUAAAAAACUUUUGAUGCUUAGUUAUGAAGUGUGAGAAUUGUAGUAAGAGUAGUGCUACCUUGUGUUCCUGUAAAAACGUUUCAGUCACGCUUCGUAAUGUCAUAUGAGAUUUUGAGCUAAAUGAACAGAGAGGGGAGAGGAUCUUGGGGCUCAAAAUAAUUUUAUUAACAUAUGCUUUUCGAUUAUUGUUUGACACUUUUUCAGCUGAUAGGGCAUAUACAUAUCUGAUUCACAGUGUGCCAGUUCGCCCGUGGUUCAGUGGCAGAACUCUGUUGACAAAUACUCCCUUGCAAUUAGAAGAUCAUAGGAUUCUUGUUCAUUUGUAUGAUUUUGUUUAAAUUUUUUUUUAAUGGUGACCUCAAUUAGAAAUUUUUCAAUAAUAAAAAAUCACUUCAGAUCGAGGAAUGGCUAAACAAGUUGUCGCCGCCCAACCGUCAGUUUCAUUUGAGUAUGAGCUUUUAGAUGGUGAUUCUGAUCACCUAAGGACUGUCGUAGGCUCUACAGACCAGAAAAGUCCGUGGAUUGAACCUUCAAAGUUGAAACUUAGACACAGAAUUGGGCGGGGACCCUUUGGUGAUGUUUGGUUAGCAACCCAUCAUCAGUCGACUGAAGAUUAUGAUGAGUAUCAUGAGGUGGCUAUCAAGAUGCUUCAUCCAAUUAAAGAAGACAACAUGAGAAUUGUGUUGGAUAAACUAGAAGAUAUGUUCCGUAAGUGUCAAGGAGUAAGAGGUGUUUGUUGGCUACAUGGAACUUCAAUAAUCAGUGGAAAGAUAUGCAUCAUAAUGAAAUUAUAUGAGGGAUCAGUUGGUGACAAAAUGGCUCAAAUCAGAGGAGGAAAGCUUGCACUUUCUGAUGUUCUGAGGUAUGGGAUAGGGUUGGCUGCGGGGGUUUUUGAACUACAUUCCAAAGGGAUCUUGGUUCUUAACCUAAAACCUUCUAAUGUUCUUCUAAAUGAAAAUGACCAAGCAAUACUUGGAGAUUUUGGUAUUCCUUAUCUAUUGCUUGGCAUUCCAUUGAUAAGCUCAGAUAUGACUCGGAGGAUCGGAACGCCAAACUACAUGGCACCUGAACAGUGGCAACCAGAAGUACGAGGUCCAAUAUCCUUUGAGACCGACUCUUGGGGUUUUGGGUGCAGCAUUGUGGAACUGUUGACUGGUGUCCGACCUUGGGGUGGGAAAUCUGUUGAUGAAAUAUCUGAUUCAGUAGUCAGAAGGCAAGAAAAACCAGAUAUACCAAGUGGACUUCCUCCUGCAAUAGAGAAUCUUCUUCUUGGUUGCUUUGAGUAUGACUUGAGGAGUCGCCCUUUAAUAACGGACAUAUUGAAUGUAUUUAAAAGCAGCUUGCAGAAUGCAAUCUCCAGUGGUGGAGACUGGACAGGUCUUGGGACUAGAACAAUCACGGAGAAAUCAAGUAGCACUGGUUACACGGAGUGGUUCCUUUCGAAGGAUCAUCUCCAAGUGGGUGACACAGUGCGUUCCAGAAAGCCAGCAAACUCCUGCAAACCUGAAAAUAUGUAUGUCCCAGAAGGCACAGUAGUGGGUGUAGAAGGUGACACAGAUCACCAUGGGUUUGUUUUGGUGAGGAUUCAUGGCAUCCAUGACCCAUUAAGGGUUCAUGUUUCAACACUGGAGCGGGUAACUUUUGGCUUGGCAGCUGGUGAUUGGGUGCGCUUGAAGAAAGAAGACAAGAAACACUCACCAGUAGGUAUUCUUCAUUCCAUCCAUCGCGAUGGUAAUGUAGCUGUUGGAUUUAUAGGGUUGGAAACUCUCUGGAAGGGGAAUUCUUCAGAGUUUCAAAUGGCAGAAUCCUACUGUGUGGGUCAGUUUGUUAGGCUGAAAGCUAAUGUUUUGAGCCCUCGUUUUGAAUGGCCUCGUAAGAGGGGAGGGAUAUGGGCUACUGGGAGGAUAUCGUGGAUCCUACCAAAUGGGUGCCUUAUUGUGAAGUUCCCAGGAAUGCUGACUCUUGGGGAUGAGAACUCGACCUUUGUAGCUGAUCCUGCUGAAGUGGCAUUGGUUACGUUUAAUACUUGCCCGGGAAUCGUGAAGAAGUACCAACAUCUUGAGGAUUUCCAUUGGGCAGUGAGACCACUUCUGGUUGCAUUGGGGCUAUUCACAGCCAUGAAGCUAGGCAUCUUUGUUGGGUCAAAAAUGGGGAGAUAUAAGGUGAGGAAACAACAGACUGGUGCUGCACAGAAUGAGAAUCAACACACAGACGGUCAGAAUUCCGGCAAUCCGGCAUGGAGGCCUCCUAACGUGGCAAAUAUCCUUUUCCGAGAGGGUGCUUCAACAGGUCUUACUCGGUAGUUUUAUGCACAGUUCAUCUGCCCAGAGCUAGUGAAGUUUGCUGUAAAUCAUACUUAUCUGCUGUAACUAGUUUGUUGGGUAGUAUAGGGCAUCUUACUAUUUAACUUCUGCGUGCUGGAGAGCAGCAGAACAAACAAUUAUCAGUGUCAAAUUUGGGGCAAACAGAUUCGCUCGUUAUGUAUAUAAAAAUGUAAAUAUGUUAACUGACUUAUUUGUGUGAUUAAGACUGCAAUGUAUCCAACUUUGACCCAUAAUUUUAUGGGGUAUCA
Molecule: messenger RNA, 2928 nt
Organism: Prunus dulcis (almond)
Lineage: Eukaryota; Viridiplantae; Streptophyta; Magnoliopsida; Rosales; Rosaceae
Product: E3 ubiquitin-protein ligase KEG
Exons: 4
Coding region: 761-2659 (632 amino acids)
Biological process (GO): protein phosphorylation
Molecular function (GO): protein kinase activity; ATP binding
Source: RefSeq, a predicted model, not a curated record